Messenger RNA from Ascoidea rubescens DSM 1968, 2901 nucleotides. RefSeq names its product Mpv17/PMP22 family protein. The record is from RefSeq and is a predicted model, not a curated record. Bases 1 to 2901 code for a protein of 966 amino acids. Gene Ontology annotation, cellular component: membrane. The transcript has a single exon. NCBI's taxonomy places the organism in Eukaryota, Fungi, Ascomycota, Saccharomycetes, Ascoideales, Ascoideaceae.
AUGUCUAAUAUCGCAAAGGAUUAUCUACCCAUAGUCCAUUUAAUAGUUUAUUCAAAUAAAAAUGGUUUAUCGAGUGAAUCCUCAAAAUUUAUUUCAUCUUUAUUUAAAUCUUCAAUUAAUAACAAAAGCUUGUCUGGUUCAUUGGCUUUACCACGUUCUUUAAGGUCUUUGAAAUUCCUAAAAUCUUUAAAAUCGUUAUCAAUUGAUAGUUUAUCCUUACUCUUAUUUAAAUUACUAAUCUCAAUUAAAUCUAUCAAUUGCUCAUUUUCUUAUUAUUUCUCAAAUUACCCAGUUUUAACUGAAUCAAUAACUGCUGCUAGUUUAAUCGCGUUAAAUGAAAUAGUAGCAAGAUUAAUAUUAUCACAUUACCCUUUUAAUACAAUUAAUAGCUAUGAUUUUGAAUUGGAAUCAAGAAAUAGUUCUUCCUCUCAUUCUCCUCAAAAUUCAAAUUCAAAUACAAAUACAAACUCGGAUUUAAAAUAUCUCAAUGACUCAAAUAACACUCAGAAUGAUACUAAUGAUACUAAUGAUACUAAUGAUACUAAUGAUACUACUCAUAAUAAAAACCGUUCUAGAUCGUUACCAAAAUCAAGAUCAAGAUCCAAAUCAAGAUCAAACCCUCAUUUAAAAUCUCAUUUCAAUUAUAAUUCUAAAAUCAAACUGAAAAUGAAACUGAAAUUGAAAUUAAGAAAUUUUAUUUUAUCAUUAAUUUCAUCAUUAAAAUCUUUUAAUAAUUUCAAUCAAAAUUUAUUAUCAAAAAUUUAUUCAAAAUUGAAAAUUAUUUUAAAAAAACUAAAUAAUAAAGUUAUUUUGUUAUCAAUUUUUGGAUUCUGCAUUAAUGCUCCAAUGAAUCAUUAUCAUUAUAAUUAUAUAAAUGAAAAAUUUAAAAGACCUUUGGAUUUUAAGAAAAAAUUGGCUCAGAUUUUAAUAACAGUCUUUGGGUUUUCUCCUUUAAUAAAUUCUUUAUUUCUAGCUUAUUUAGCUAUAAUUAAUUUUAGCACUUUAGAAAAUAUCAACACAGAUAAGCCAAAUAGCUCAAACAAUACAAAUGAUACAAAUGGUACAAAUGGUACAAACAGUAUCAAGAAAAAGAGAAAUGUUGGUAGUUUACUUUUGAUAUCUAUUUUUAAAAAUAUAAAAGCCAAUUUGAUACCAGUAUUAAGAACAUCAUGGAUAGUCUCGCCUAUUUCAAUGUUGUUUGCUCAACAUUUCUUACACCCUAAAUACUGGGUUAUUUUUUUCAAUUUUAUUUAUUUUACUUUAGGAACAAUUCAAAAUACAUCGUUAAAGAUUAAAUUACAAAGCUUUUAUUUUGAAAACGAGAAAAAAAAGCGAGAUGAGGAGUAUGCCAAUAGAGCAUUGCAAACUGAAUUUGACCGUAUUUUCCAAGAGAUUCAAAGGCAGAAUGGGUUAAAUAAAAUUGAUAAGAGUCAGCAUGAUAAGAUUCAGCAUGAUAAGAUUCAGCAUGAUAAGAUUCAGCAUGAUAAUAAUGAUAAUCAAUAUGAUAAUGGCGAUCUAAACAAUGAACAAGAUCGAAAAUUGAUUCAAAACGAGAUAUCAAAUGGUAUUUCAAAUGUCAUUUCAAAUGAUGUUUCAAAUGACGUUUCAAAUGAAGCGACUAAUGGAGCUUCCAACGACAUUUCUAAUGGAAUCUCUAAUGGAAUCUCUAAUGAGAUGACUGAAGAUGUUUCUAACGAAAUUUCUAACAACAUAUCUAACAAUACUUCUAAUAAUAAUGUCUCCGACGAAAUGUUUAAUGAAAGUGAGAACCAGGAUAGAAGUAUCAGUUAUCUUCAAGAAAAUUCAAAUAGAAACAUAAUGGAGGCAAUCAAUGCUAUAAACGCUAUAAAUGAAAUGAGUUACUUGACUGAUUUGAAUGAUUAUGUGAACAAGCCAAGUAAAAAUAAAAAUCAAAAAAGUAAUCAAAAAAGUAAUCAAAAAUCUAGCCAAGCUGUUAAUACUAAUAAUAGCAAUAAAAGCAAUAAAAGCAAUGGUGAUAAUUUAAAUAGAAAUGAUUUGAGCACAAUUCUUUAUAAAAAAGAGCAACAAGAGUUAUUGCAAAAACAAGAAUUGAUGAGUCUUAAUCCAAGUUACUCGCCAUCUUAUUAUAACAGUGGAUCGCCUGGAAGUAACUUGGCUGUGAGCAAUGUGAGUACUAGGAAUUAUACUCCAGUUAGAUAUGGCAGCUUAACGAAUGCAGGAGGAAAUGUUAGUUUAUCACCCAUAAAGUCAAUACAUUCAAACAGAUCAUCAAAGUAUCCCAUGAGACAAGCAUCUAAUGCGAAGAACUAUGCUGGAAUGGGAGCAUUGUUGGUCAAUUCUGAAAGCAAGAACUAUUUGAGUCCCAACAGUAAUAUUGGCAUUAGUGGCAGCAAUAUUAAGACUGGCAGUGGUAAUCACAGUAAUGAAAGAUCAAUUAGCCAAUCCAGCAAUAUCAGCAACAGCCGAAGAAACAUUUUGAAUCCGGUGACCAACGAUGUUCUAGAUCUCGAAAGGGUGCAGUCGAUCGAAAGAAGCUAUUUGGAGGAAUUUGAACAAUGGAAAAAGUCACAGAGUAGCAACAGGCCGCAGAAACCUAAAAUGGAGGCGCAGGGAAGUUUCAGCCUUAUUGAUGAUCCGUUUAAUAGCGUCGCCUCAAGGGUGGAACGAUCGUUGAGAAAGAGCUUUGGCAAUGAGGGCAACGAGGGCAAUGAGAGAGAGCUUUCCGACUCAGUCACUAAGUCCUACUUGAACAGCUUGGAGCAGAAGUAUGGCAGUGCCAGCUACGCUGUGGGCAACAGUGAACAAGCUGCUGUGGCCGGAGCGGAAAGCAAUGCAAUGUUUGGGAACAGUGUGGUUGAUUUGAAAAAGGCCAGUUCUGAUUCCACGGAGAUUUCGUCGAUAGUGUACAGUUCUGAGUAA